Zonotrichia leucophrys gambelii is the source of this 1432-nucleotide messenger RNA. RefSeq names its product heat shock protein family B (small) member 2 (gene HSPB2). Gene Ontology annotation, biological process: response to heat; negative regulation of apoptotic process; protein refolding. The coding region runs from base 158 to 703 and encodes 181 amino acids. The record is from RefSeq and is a predicted model, not a curated record. Lineage: Eukaryota; Metazoa; Chordata; Aves; Passeriformes; Passerellidae. The transcript is spliced from 2 exons. Gene Ontology annotation, molecular function: structural constituent of eye lens. Gene Ontology annotation, cellular component: cytoplasm; nucleus.
AAGGAAAGAAGGAAGGAAAGAAGGAAGGAAAGAAGGAAGGAAAAAGGAAGGAAAAAAGAAGGAAAAGGAAGGGAAAAGGAAGGAAAAAAUAAGGAAAAAGGAAGGAAAAAGGAAGGAAAAAGGAAGAAAAAAGGAAGGUAUCUGUCCUGGACACGCCAUGGCCGCCCGCACCGUGCCCCACGCCUACCCCAUGAGCUCUGAGUAUGAAUUUGCCAACCCCAGCAAGAUCUACGACCAGAACUUUGGAGAAGGUGUUUCCCCAUCGGAGAUUUUGGCCCCUGCCCUGUACCACGGCUACUACAUCCGGCCCCGCAUCAACAAGCAGCUGGAGAGGGGCACCUCGGAGGUGUGCCUGAACCAGCACAAGUUCCAGGUGUUCCUGGACGUCUGCCAGUUCCUGCCCGACGAGCUGAGCGUCCGCACCGUGGACAACCUGCUGGAGGUGGCGGGGCAGCACCCGCAGAGGGCCGACCGCCACGGCUUCGUCACCAGGGAGUUCACCAGGACCUACAUCCUGCCCCUGGACGUGGACCCGCUGCUGGUCAGGGCCAGCCUGUCCCACGAUGGCAUCCUGAGCAUCGUGGCUCCCCGCACGGGCAGGGAGGUGAAGGCCAGGGUCAACGAGGUGGAGAUAACCCGGCAGGAGCAGCCCCUGGGGAAGGAGGAACGGGCUGAGGAAGGGAAGGAGAAGGACAAGUCCUAAAGGCUGCAGAUCUGGGAAGGUGGGGGGGAUAGGGAUGGGGAAUCUGCUGUGCCAGAGCCCUGUUUGUCACCAUCGGUGUUUGGCAGCCACACUGAUGGCUGGGAACAAAAGGGACUCGGAACUGGAAAAAGAGUGGGGCUGAGGUGUGAGUGUGAGUGUGAGUGUGAUGUAAGUUGUUUUCUAGGUCAGGUGAGCGUGCAGAGCUCUGCUCUCACCCCAGGGUCACUCCUGCCCUUAGCUGUGAGGCUGUGACUCAAUGGACUGAGCUCCAGCCCAGAAGGGCACUGGGGAGGGAGAAAAGGGGAUCCCAGUGCCUGGAUUCUGAGAUUCCUGCCUGUGCACGGUGGGUGUUGCUCUGUCAAAGUGCCUGCAGCAACCAGGAGGAGAGAGGAAUAAAUCUGCCUCUGCUCUUCUCUUGUUUGCCUUGGAUUGGUGUUGCUGCUGUGCAGCAGGACGGGUGGGCAGUGGCACCCACCUGUGGAAGUGGCACCAGUGGGGACAUGGAGGGGCUGUGGCCACCCCUGUGCCUCACCCGAGCCCAGAGUGAGGUGACCUCCAGGACACAAAGGUGAGGAGGAGUGAUGAGCCCUUGGAAGGUCCCUGAGCACCUCCGGAGCUGCAGCUGGAAUGAGCCCAAUUAAAGGGGCACAAAUUAAUGCCCAGCACAGCCUGUGCCAGCUCAGCCCUUUGGUUAUGGGGCAUCCUUCACACCCAGCCCUUUUUGGGGGG